Drosophila eugracilis is the source of this 1314-nucleotide messenger RNA. RefSeq lists its product as uncharacterized. Lineage: Eukaryota; Metazoa; Arthropoda; Insecta; Diptera; Drosophilidae. The coding region runs from base 16 to 1254 and encodes 412 amino acids. The record is from RefSeq and is a predicted model, not a curated record. The transcript has a single exon.
CUCUGAAAAUGAGAAAUGUGUCAAUGGGAAGCGCGUUGCCCAGCUCUCAUCUCCUUUCUCACAGUCAUUGCAACCGUAUUGACCGUAGCCCAGGGUCAACAGCAUAAGAUGUUCCUGACCGUGGAUCAAUCCCAACCGCCACAGCGCCUACCGCCUGAUUAUGUGAAGGGAGUACUGAGCCUGAAGAGCAGGCUGCUGUCCAACAAGCCGGUCUUGGGUUACUCUGCUAAUCAUCUGGUUGGUGGUAAUCCUGUUCCUGUUCUUGGAAUCAGACCCGAUAUGAGGUAUUCGCCCCAAUUAGAGGUACAGCAGUCACAGAGUCCGCAAGGCCAGCCGCUCCAGGAGAUUCAGGUUGAGCCCGUUGCCAGUCUGAGGCCAUCUCUGCUAGCUCACAGACCUUCUGUUCACUCCCAGAUGCCGUCGGUGAAGUUGAAUCGUUAUAGCCAGGAGUUCCCACCAGCCCACCUAUUCCAGCCGCCCUUUGUUCCGAUGCCAAAAAAACAGGAGGCACAGGAUCCGCCGCCAACAGCCGAACAAUUGGAGUUGCUGCAACAGUUGUCCCAGUUUUUUGGCCAACGGCAGCCAGGGCAACAACAGGUGCAAUCGCAGGAGUCGGUGGUCGUGAAAUGCGCUCAGGAAAACGGCGAGGAUGGAGGUCAGUGCGGCACUGAAACGACUACCGAGUGUUGUGAAAACACAAAGGAACCCAACAGGAACGCAGAGAAGGAUUCGAUUACCGUCGAUGUGAAGAACAAGGAGCAGGAAGUGACUACCACCAGCACAACAGCAGCGCCGAAGCCUCCGGUGACCGCCAAACAAACAAACGCCACCAAGCCGAGUACCACUCAGAAGCCUGCGACGACCCAAGCUACCAAACUGCCCUGUUGCAAAAAGCAAAAGAUUCAGGGCAUUGACGAGUCUCCCAAUGUCAUAAGCUUUUCUCUGAACAUUCAAAAUGAUAAGGCCGAGCAGACGAAGUCCUUGCAACAGAUGCCUCGAAGUGGUAGGCACGUUAUUCAGCCCGAUUUGCGAAUAAAUGCCCUCACCAACUUACUGAGAUAUCGCAGAAAGAGUGCCAAGGAUGUAGCUCUAUAUGCCAAGCCUUUAUCUUCUCUUAAAGAUCAGGAAUUGCAGGUGCGAAGUCGAGUGAAGAGGAAAAAGGAUAAGAUCAUAGACAAAAAGCAACUUCUCCAAGCUGAGUUAAAAAUCUGGCCCAUAAGCGUACGAUCAAAAAUGGUAGAGAGGUUACAUUGAUUGUGAAAUAAGUAUAUUUUUUAAAGUUUAAAAUAAAGAUUCUUUAACCACUCCUAACAA